This is a messenger RNA of Brenthis ino (lesser marbled fritillary), 1275 nucleotides long. Lineage: Eukaryota; Metazoa; Arthropoda; Insecta; Lepidoptera; Nymphalidae. The record is from the annotation of a GenBank genome assembly.
AUGGCGUUCCGCUCUACACUCCUGCGCAUAGCUUUCAAAGGACAGCCAACUCGUCAUCUCCAUGAGUUGAGAAAGAAGGAGCGUCUUGGAGUAACUCAGCUUCGUGAAAUUCUAGAAGACAGACUUCAAGAUAUUAGGCGUGCUAAAACCUGGAAAUAUGAAAGGAUAAUCACGUCACCUCAGGAUACAAAGGUCAAGGUGCAAGGAGCUGAAGGAGAGUUUUUAAAUUUUUGCGCCAAUAAUUACUUGGGAUUAGCUAAUCACCCUGAAGUUGUUAAAGCCUCUCAAGAAGCAUUAAGCAAGUUUGGCGCAGGACUUAGUUCUGUUCGAUUUAUUUGUGGAACACAAACAAUACAUAAGGAACUAGAAAAUCGUUUGGCAAAAUUUCAUGAACGUGAAGAUGUAAUACUUUAUGCAUCUUGUUUUGACGCUAAUGCGGGUUUGUUUGAAGCUCUACUAACAGCAAAGGACGCAGUUUUCUCUGACGCAUUAAAUCAUGCCUCUAUUAUCGAUGGUAUUAGACUGUCUAAGGCUCAAAAGUUCAGAUUUCCACAUCGAGAUUUGAAAGAGUUAGAACAUUUAUUAGCUCAUAGUGAAUCUCGAAUAAAAUUAAUAGUAACGGACGGUGUUUUCUCGAUGGACGGUAAUAUUGCGCCGAUACAAGGGUUGCGCGAUUUGGCCGACAAGUAUAGAGCAUUGUUGGCAAUUGACGACAGCCAUGCUUCUGGAUUCUUUGGUGAAACUGGCAGAGGAACAGAAGAGUACUGUGGUGCGUUUGGCGCUGUCGAUAUUGUAAUCUCCACAUUGGGCAAGGCGGUGGGCGGCGCCGCGGGCGGGUAUAUAGCGGGCCCUAAAGAACUUAUUGCCUUGUUACGAAAUGUAUCGCGACCAUAUUUGUUUUCAAACUCCCCUCCGCCUGCUGUUGUUGCUGCUUGUUUAAAGUCUUUAGAUAUAGUAGAAAACAGCAAUGAACUCAGGCAACGUCUGCGCGAGAAUACCAGGGUUUUCCGCGAGGGUAUGAAAAAGGUCGGUUUCACCGUAGCGGGUGAGGAUCAUCCAAUAUGUCCAGUCAUGGUGUGGGACGCUCCGAUGGCUAUGGAACUCGCUUCUGGGAUGUUGGAGCGGGGUAUUUACGUGGUAGCAUUCAGCUACCCGGUGGUGCCGAAGAACGAAGCGCGUGUACGAGUGCAGUUAAGCGCCGCGCACACUCUAGACGACGUAGACCGAGCUAUAAGCGCUUUUGCCGAAAUCGGAAAACGUGUGGGACUUGUUAAA